This is a messenger RNA of Drosophila grimshawi, 244 nucleotides long. RefSeq lists its product as uncharacterized. Lineage: Eukaryota; Metazoa; Arthropoda; Insecta; Diptera; Drosophilidae. Bases 17 to 244 code for a protein of 75 amino acids. The transcript is spliced from 2 exons. The record is from RefSeq and is a predicted model, not a curated record.
UUUACGAAAAAUACGAAUGUGCGCAUUUGGUUAUUUAUUGUUUUUUGCUUUAUUGCUAACAACAAUUUUGGUGCUAUCGAUCAUAUUUGCCACGUCCUCGAAGAGAUCCAUGAUGGAUAGUUUUAUACUCGUUUUUAAUUACACACAAGAUGAGCAGCAGCAACAGCAACAACAACAAGAACAACUGCAGCAGGACAAAAUGUCCACCAAACCAAAUGCAUUUCUCAUCCUGUUUUGCGCUUAG